GUGCUUUUGCAACAAACGUGCUUUUUGGGCAGUAUCAUAGAGUUUUGACUCUCCAUUUUCUGAUAUAUGUCGCUAGACUCCCAUGAUAAGCACCAGUCACUUUUCUGCAAUGUUCGGCUUAGCCGCUUUGUGAAAAUGCUCUCAUAGCUAAUGCAACUGUAAUAGGAGCCAUUUCUAUAUUCCCUCCACAUCAUUUGAUAACAUUGACAAAGAAAACUUGUAGCUCGGCGCUGGCCUAUAGCAUAAUUCAAUUUUUAUGUCCUUAAAAAGAUAGCUCCUUGCUCCUUUUAGAUAGAUAUCCGGCUCUUUUGUAUGCAAGCACUAUUUACAGUUCGCUUGAUACAAUGAACAUUUGACGACCGUAUGGUUCUCGAAAUAACACUCAACCUUUUUGAGGAUGUUAGAUAUCGCUGCGAAUAUGAUUUAACAAAGCAAAGUUUCAGAUCAUGCUUAGGAUCCUAGUACUUGCAUUAGUAGCCUACUCUCAAGCCGAUAUAUGCCCUAAGGGACACAAAUACGAUGAAAAAACCAGGAAAUGCUAUGCCUUCAUUUAUGAUGCACUUGACUUCAACGAUGCUAGCAAAGCAUGCCAAGAGAGAUUUGGCUAUGAGCUUAUUUCCAUUCAUGACAUGCAGCUCAAUCUAUACGCACAACAGUUGACUCAUGCUUUCUUCGACAAGGACUAUGGAUCAUUCUGGAUUGGAGCUACCAAAUGGGGCUAUGGUGACUGGCAUUGGACAGACAACACACCGUUCGACUUCCAGAACUUUGCAAGAGGAAACAAUCCGCUCAAGUACUGCGCUCACAUGCGUAUUGCAGACGGACAAUGGAUUGUCGAUGAUUGUGAGUAUGGACUACACCAGGCAAUGUGCUUCGGUGAUCCAGGAGUCCACCCAAGAGUGACAACAGUAGCACCACCAGCACCAGAGCCAUGCAAACCUGGAUGGCAUUACAACUCAGUGAACAAGUAUUGCUACACAUUCUACCCUGAAUAUGAUCACAUGGAUAUUACCGUUUUCUUUGAAUGUGCGCUUGAGAGCUCCAUCGAAACUGCACAAGAAGAGGCCUUUGUACGAGGCAUACUGAAGUGGUACGAUCCAGCUACUUAUUCCUGCAAGUUACCAUAUGGACGUCACUACUUUAUCGGAAGAAUCAAGGGCACGAAAUCCGAAAAGAAGAUCGAACGUCAUUGGACCCACUGCGGCAAUGAUUACUACUUCAACAGCACUGAGAUAGUAGAGGGACCUAACUACAUCUUCAUCACGCAUGAUCACUGGAAUUAUGAGAAGACAAUCGAUGCUUGUUUCUUCAUGUGCAAGAGGAAGAGCAUUUACCUCGUUUGAAGCAACACAAGCAACUUUCUUUCUGUUCAGACAGUGAAGCAAUCAUUUGUCAAUAUGCUACAGAGAAUUAA
Molecule: messenger RNA, 1414 nt
Organism: Cylicocyclus nassatus
Lineage: Eukaryota; Metazoa; Nematoda; Chromadorea; Rhabditida; Strongylidae
Source: the annotation of a GenBank genome assembly